Messenger RNA from Oldenlandia corymbosa var. corymbosa, 2161 nucleotides. NCBI's taxonomy places the organism in Eukaryota, Viridiplantae, Streptophyta, Magnoliopsida, Gentianales, Rubiaceae. The record is from the annotation of a GenBank genome assembly.
GGAAUGUUUGAACAGCACUGGGAACUGGCCUCUCUGGCGUAAUAUCAGAUACACAUCAAAUUUACAUGGUGAAAGUCAUAGCACAUGGGUGGGAGGGGGAUGGAGGGAAAAUCAUAGCGCAUGGGGCUAGCUAGUACUAUAACAUUUUGAGAACACAAGCCAUGGCAUGCUGGUGACAUCAUCUACCAAUCCACCAUACGAACAGCAACUCAAUAAUUUCACAUAGUAAGAGGCAGAUGCCCUCAUUGGGUUCUUUUUUAAGACAAAAAUCAACAAAAAAUAAAAUGUGUUCACUUUCACUGGUGCAAAUUUAAUGCAAAAAACCGAAGAUGCAAGUUAUGGACAAAAACAGCAACUCUGCAAAUUGCAUGCACGCACAUUGUUGGGCAUUUACGAAAGAAAACGUACACACUCACGCAUGCACACACUCUGGACGACAUCACCCAUCCUGAUUGAAAAAAAAUGAAAACGUACAUGUACGAAAGAAGCUUAUGAAAGAAAAGGAGGCUUUCGUCAGAGUAUCCCAUUCCCAUCCCCUAUGAAUUUACAUUUUGUUGUUGUGUGAUAUAUUACAUUUCAUUGCUUAGAUUUGAUCAUCCCCCCUCCCUCCUCUAUAUAUAUCUCGUCGAAAUGCAAGGCAUCAUGAACCAUCACCCCUCUCUCUCUCUCUAUAUAUAUCUUCUUCUAGAUUUUUAAUAGUUCGGAAGAAUUUCAUUCCGGUCGUCCAGGGGGACCAACAACAACAAAAAUCAAAAAGAAAAAAAAGGUGAUGGAGAUGAAUUCAUCAUGCAGCAUGAAGAGGGUACCGUUGUUGGUUGCUAUUGCUAUUGGGCUGUAUUUCAUGAACCCAACCGAAGCCAGGAGGACGAUAAUCGAUAUAACUCACACGUAUUAUAAUGUCAUCCCUGCUUUCGGCAGUCCAAAUGGAAGCAAACCGAUCAUCCACGAACAAGACAGGGACGGAUUCCAAACUGGUUACUAUACCGUUGGAACUCACUAUGGCACCCACGUCGAUACACCUCAACACUUGAUGAGCUUGAUAGAUAACCCCAUCUCCGUCCCUACUCUUGACCUUCUCACUCUAAUUGGUCCGGUCCUGGUUGUUAGAAUUCCUACGGGUGUUCAGAACAUAACUGCUCAAGUCGUAUGCAAUUUGGGUCUGCCCACCGGACUAGAAAGAGUGAUCUUUAAAACCGAUAACACUGACAGGUGCCUCAUGAAUCAGAUACCUUUUGAAAAAAAUUAUGCCGGACUGAUGCCAGAUGCAGCAGAAUGGUUGGUGAAGAAUACUACAAUCAAAUUCAUUGGAGUGGAUUACAUGUCUGUUGCCUCAUUUAACUACGCUGUUGAAGUUCAUGAGAUUUUGUUGAACAAGCCGGGCGUAAUUCCAGUGGAAUGCUUGAAUCUUGAGGGUGUGGAGCCUGGGUAUUAUGAUGUCUACUGCUUGCCUACAAAGGUUGAAACCGAGGGAGCACCAGCAAGAUGCAUCCUCAUGAAGCCAACCAAAGCUAAAAGGACAAUACUCGAUAUAACUCACACGCUUAAGAACUACAUGACUGUUUGGAAAAAUUAUGCACAAACCAAAGAAAUCAUUAGGGAACACAACGGUACGCAUUUCCGCACUGGUGAGUUUACGGUUGGAACUGACUAUGGCACCCAUGUUGAUUCUCCUCAACACUUGCUCAGCUUGAAAGAUAGCCCCAUCUCCGCCCUUACCCUUGACCUUCAAACUCUAAUUGGUAGGGUCCUGGUUGUUAGAAUUCCUACGGGAGUUCGGAACAUAACUGCUCAAGUCGUAAGCAAUUUGGGUCUGCCUCGCGGAAUAAAAAGAGUGAUUUUUAAGACCGAUAACACCGACAGGCGCCUUAUGAAUAAGAUAGCUUUCGAAACAGAUUAUACUGGAUUGACACCAGAUGCAGCAGACUUGUUGGUGAAGAAUACUACAAUCAAAUUCAUUGGAGUGGAUUAUAUGUCUGUUGCCUCAUUUGACUACCAUCAUCAAGUUCAUGAGAUUUUGUUGAACAAGCCGGGCGUAAUUCCGGUGGAAUGCUUGAAUCUCAAGGGUGUGGAGCCAGGGUAUUACGAUGUCUACUGCUUGCCUAUAAAGGUUGCAAUGGAGGCAGCAACAGCGAGAUGCAUCCUCAUGAACACUAGGCACUAG